AUGGUCAGCGAGGACCAGCAGUGUGCUGGUUGGCUGGAAGUUUUCUACAAUGGGACCUGGGGCAGUGUCUGCCACAGCCCCAUGGAAGACAUCACCGUGUCCAUGAUCUGCAGACAGCUUGGCUGUGGGAACAGCGGAAGUCUCAACUCUUCUGUUGCUCUUAGGGAAGGUUCUAGACCCCGGUGGGUAGAUGGCAUCAAGUGUCGGAAAACUGACACCUCUCUCUGGCAGUGUCCUUCUGACCCUUGGAAUUACAACUCCUGCUCUCCCAAGGAGGAAGCCUAUGUCUCCUGUGCAGGAAAAACACCCAAGAGCUGUCCAGCUGCUGCCCCCUGCACAGGUACAUCAGCCCCGCCCCCUCCCCAGGGCUCCCAGGGGCUCCUUCCUCCCACCAGGGGAGUCACAGGAGGGGCUGCUGCCUUUUCAGACAGAGAGAAGCUCCGGCUCAGGGGAGGAGACAGCGAGUGCUCAGGGCGGGUGGAGGUCUGGCACAGCGGCUCCUGGGGCACCGUGUGCGAUGACUCCUGGAGCCUGGCAGAGGCCGAGGUGGUGUGUCAGCAGCUGGGCUGUGGCCCGGCCCUGGAAGCCGUGCGGGCCGCAGCGUUUGGCCCUGGAAACGGGAGCAUCUGGCUGGAUGAGGUGCGGUGCGGGGGCCGGGAGUCCUCCCUGUGGGACUGUGCUGCGGAUCCCUGGGGGCAGAGCGACUGCAAGCACGAGGAGGAUGCUGGUGUGAGGUGCUCUGGUGCAAGGACAACAUUGCCCCCCAAUACAGCAGGGACCAGAACAACCUCAACUCCUCUCCCUGGCAUCUUCUCCCUGCCUGGGGUCCUCUGCCUCAUCCUGGGGGCCCUUCUCUUCCUGGUCCUCGUCAUCCUGGUGACUCAGGUGCUCAGAUGGAGAGCAGAGCGCAGAGCCUUAUCCAGCUAUGAAGAUGCUCUUGCUGAAGCCGUAUACGAGGAUCUCGAUUAUCUUGUGACUCAGAAGGAGGGUCUUCUGGGCAGCCCAGGCUUCCUGUCAGAUGGUGAGGAAAAUGACUCCAGGUCCGCUCCAGCCCCAGAUCAGAGGACUGAUGCCCCUGGUGAGGAUUAUGAUGAUGCUGAAGAGGUACCAGUGCCUGGGGUUCCUCCUGCCUCUCAGGGUAGCGAAGAAGAAGUGCUCCCAGAGAAGGAAGAUGGGAUGAGGUCCUCUCAGACACGCUCUUCUCUAAACGUCUCUAGAGAGGAAGCUAAUCCUGGGGAAGGAGAAGAGAGACCCUGGCUGCUCCAGGGGGAGAAAGGGGACCCUGGAUACGAUGAUGUUGAAAUCAGUGUCCCAGGAACAUCCUCGGUGACUCUCUGGUGAUGUUGUAUUAAAUAUGAGAUGAAGCCUCAGAUAUUCUAAUUGCCUGUAUUUCAAUAGAGUAAUGCUGACCUGUAAUUGUGUUACAUGAAUAUUGCUCAAAAUGAAAUAUUCUGAAUAAAGUAACUUUUUUGCUUUGUUG
Cervus elaphus (red deer) is the source of this 1480-nucleotide messenger RNA. RefSeq names its product antigen WC1.1-like. The transcript is spliced from 8 exons. The record is from RefSeq and is a predicted model, not a curated record. Lineage: Eukaryota; Metazoa; Chordata; Mammalia; Artiodactyla; Cervidae. Gene Ontology annotation, cellular component: membrane. The coding region runs from base 1 to 1341 and encodes 446 amino acids.